Molecule: messenger RNA, 8130 nt
Organism: Lymnaea stagnalis (great pond snail)
Lineage: Eukaryota; Metazoa; Mollusca; Gastropoda; Lymnaeidae
Source: the annotation of a GenBank genome assembly
AUAACUUUAGAACUAAGACCUUAUGAGUCCUUCAUUUCUUCAGCCACGGGUCUCAACCCCAUACUCGACAAGACGGAGAUUGGAGAAGGAGACACCUAUACAGUGACCUGUGAUCUCAGUCGUGUGACCGAUACCCCGUACAAUACAUUUUAUGGACUGUCCCUGUUGAGCACGUUACAUUACAUGGAUGAAUCAGAACGCAAAGGUCCCUGGCUCAUGAUGCACUACGCUGGGGUAUGUAACCCUUGUGUAAGUAAUUUCAAAUAUUCAGUUGAUACAUUAGGAAUGCUGCAUCAUCGAAUUGAAAGAGUUUCAAAAUCUGAAAAAAUUAAUAUGGUUAACCUCUCUGAAUAACGUGACGCUAAUUAUUAUGAUUGUAAUUCAUUAGUGAUACAGACACAACGAUUUUUGUGAGUGCAAUCUCCAAUAGGUGGUUUCAAAGGCAGCGUGCUGGUGAGGGUGACUGUGCUUGAUGGCCAGUCUCACGAAGCUGUUGUUGUAGACAAGACUUUAGAAGAUUGUUUUUAGCUGUGGUUUCAUACACUAAUGUGCUAAUUAACUGUGUGAAUUCAAAAUCUGUUAUGGAAUAAUGGAUGUGUUAUUUAUUCGGCUUACUUAAUCUCAAAACACGUUAGAAAAAAAAUUGAAAAAUUGUCCAAUGAUAAUAAAAAUUAAAUGAAGACAAAUCAGUUUUUAAUCUAUUGAUGAAAUGAAGCAGUUUAACUUUAAUAGACUGUUUUUGUAGCUUCAUUGAAGUUGACGUUUGAAAAUGCUGUAUUAACAUUGUUCAGGGACUCAGACAACAUUUGCUUCACUUUUGGUAAGGCAUUGUAAGGAUUUUAAAACGGUUGUCUCAAUUUUGAGACACUUAAAAACUUGUCUUUAUUCAAAAAUUCUUGAUCAAAGCGUUUUAAUUAAUAAUAUUUGUUAAAAACUUUUAAGUCAAAGUUCCCAGAGGUCUUCUUAAAGUAUGGCAAAUGAAAGUCUUAAUUAAGUAUGUCAAAAGAUUGUCUUAUUCAAGUGUAGCAAAUGGAAGUCUUACAAUCGUAUGGUAAAUCAAAGUCUUGUAUAUGUAGACACAUCAAAUGCUGACAGGGUUGGGUGAGCGCAAGCUUGAUCGAAACAUCAUGUGUUCAACUCACGCAAAGCGUGAGAGUUGGAUGUAGGCGGGGGGGGGAGAGGGGGGGGAGCCUUGCCUUAUAUCAUCCUAUUGGUGUCACUGUCACAUUCCAGCGCGCUAUGUCGUCACAGUGGUGUCAUGUUCUAGAUCCAGCGCCCUAUGUCGUCACAGUGGUGUCAUGUUCUAGAUCCAGCGCGCUAUGUCGUCACAGUGGUGUCAUGUUCUAGAUCCAGCGCCCUAUGUCGUCACAGUGGUGUCACCUUUAUUAAGGCAUCCAGGAAUUAGAUAAUUUGCGCACCAACAGAUCAUUUUUAAUUAUUAUUUUUUUUUAAAUUUCAGACUGAAGAAAAUUUAACAAAACAUUGUCCUAACACAAAAACGACCAAUAUAUUGAUGAGAAGUGCAGACAUGUAAUAUUCACUAAAAGAGUUCAAUAAUGUAUUUCAGCAGUCACCAAGAUUUUUACAAAAUUAGUCAAAACAUUACCAUACAAUUUUUGGAUAGGGUCCAAAAAAACAAGGAAACUAAUGGAGUGAAAGGAUGGCACAUCGACAGCAUCAAUGCGAUCUACAAAAGAAAGAACAGUGAUGGCACAUCGACAGCCAUCACCAAUGCGAUCUACAAAAGAAAGAACAGUGAUGGCACAUCGACAGCAUCAAUGCGAUCUACAAAAGAAAGAACAGUGAUGGCACAUCGACAGCAUCAAUGCGAUCUACAAAAGAAAGAACAGUGAUGGCACAUCGACAGCAUCAAUGCGAUCUACAAAAGAAAGAACAGUGAUGGCACAUCGACAGCAUCAAUGCGAUCUACAAAAGAAAGAACAGUGAUGGCACAUCGACAGCAUCAAUGCGAUCUACAAAAGAAAGAACAGUGAUGGCACAUCGACAGCAUCAAUGCGAUCUACAAAAGAAAGAACAGUGAUGGCACAUCGACAGCAUCAGUGCGAUCUACAAAAGAAAGAACAGUGAUGGCACAUCGACAGCAUCAAUGCGAUCUACAAAAGAAAGAACAGUGAUGGGAUUAGCCCCAAAGAUGAAUAUUUAAAUCCCUAGGCACUCAAAAAAAAUUGAUAUCUGCAGAUGACCAACGCAUCCUGAACAAUAACAAGAGGAGAAAUUACACAGAACUAUGAUAAUAUCCUUAAUAGUGGCUGGGAAAUUUAGGGAAUAAAAAUGGCCGUACAGUAGUCAAAAUGUAAAUAAUUAUCAGUUGUCAGCAGCUUCGUUAAAAAAACUCAGAGUUUAAAUAAUUCGUAAUUAUUUAACCGUGAAUGGAUAAUGGUUACAAAGAAAGUGUACAGAAAGAUGGUCAAACGAGGGCAGAGGUCAAAUCCUGUCUGCUACCAAAUCCCCCCCCCCCCGGGCUACUAGGCAACACGUAAGUAAAGAUGAAGACCGAAACCAGAAAAAGUAAAACAUCAUUCAUACCUGCCCGUAAUUACCAGUCUCAAAACUGGGUUCGGUAUAAAACUCUUUAAAGACCAAAUAUUAACCUGAGAUGUUAAAGGCGAGCAACUGGUAAAACAGUUGGUAACUUCUAGUCAAGAAUUAUAUUGCCCAACAGUAAUAUAAUUUGGAUUUACAACUUGGAAGCAUGCCUGUCAAUCAACAUUCAUUGCAAGCAAACAAAAGCAACAUGCCUGUCAAUCAACAUUCAUUGCAAGCAAACAAAAGCACCAUGCCUGUCAAUCAACAUUCAUUGCAAGCAAACAAAAGCAACAUGCCUGUCAAUCAACAUUCAUUGCAAGCAAACAAAAGCAACAUGCCUGUCAAUCAUCCUCCAAUGCAAGCAAAAGAUAACAGAAUGCCUGUCAAUCAUCCUCCAAUGCAAGCAAAAGAUAACAGAAUGCCUGUUAACCAUCCUCCAUUUUAAGCUUACAAUAGAAGCAUGCCAGCCCACAAUGAUCCAUUGCAAGUUUACAAUAGCAAGCACACAAGACCUGGGACCAACAGAAGAGCACCGUGCUGACACCCUUAAAAUCAAUAACAUAAGACUUUGCACCAGUUCUCAGUGGUAAGGGUGAACCGAAGAACGAGAAGGAAGUUCAUAUGUCUUCACAUUAUGAGACACGUAAUAUCCCCCCCCCCUUUUUUUUUCUGAAAUAGAAUGAAAAUUAUGGUGAUAUUGAAUUAACACCUGGAAUUAAUUUUUAUAAUUUGUUUCCUCGAAACAUUAGAUAAUUUAAGACUUUACCUCUUUCAACCUAGUUAUUAAAUAAACUGUUAUUAUCUAUCUGUAUAUAGGAAGGUGGUGGUGGUGGAUAUCAAAAGAAGCCAUGGAAGGAUAUCUCCAAAACACCGGCAUCACCGACAUUUUCGGACGUACAGCUGAUCUUAAUAAAUACACGAGCCACUUGCAAUGACGCUGGUAACUUUUCUUGUAAUCUUAUGCCCGAAUGGAAGCAACCAAUCAUCACAGCAUCACAAAUUCUCAGGAGAAAAAGUAAGUUGACGUUAAAUAUCUUAUAAUAUAUAUUUCGCUUCUGGUAUGACAUGCAGACUGCUUCCUAAUUUACUGCUUCCAAUUCCGGCUCCGUCGCAAUCAGCGACUUUGGCAUUGUGAGUAUAUUACAAAUAAUUCUAAAUGUUUGAAAGAAAGUAUGGCUCAAUAAUGUGUUAAAUAGAACUUAAAAUAUAAUUACUGAUAACUGCGCUAAAUGAUAUAGUUUUUUUUAAUAUAACGCAACUGCGUUUGGGUAGUAAUAUUUUCUUUUCGGAAAAUGAAAUCGUCUCAGUUUAUUAAGUAUGGUGUAAAAAAUAUUCGAUUUAAAAGUGGUUGGGACAUGAGAAUAUUAAUAUAGUUCAUGGGCGUGAAAUAAAGAGUGUGCAGUGACGUAUCAUGGGGCGAAGGAAUGUAUCAAAAAUUUGGAUUUCUAAAUGUGCGUUACUUGAGUUCGUGUUUUGUCAAGUAAAUUGGGAAGUUUACGCAUUGCUUCCACCAAUGUAUGGCGGGCUACAUCUAGUAGCACAGGCGUGCACGACAUACGGCCUGCGGGUCGCAUGGGGCACGCCGGCACCCACUUUGUGGCCCGCGAAGUAACGAACUAUUCUUUAUUCUUAUUAUUUUCUCAAUAGCUCUCCUCCUGAUCCAUUUCCAUUGUGGCUCGCACAAGUUUUUCAUAAUGUCUUGAGGCCCCGCCUUUCAUUUUGAGUUGUUUAGGCAUUAUUUCUCAAACUGUACUUUGUAAAAGUCUUUUAAUAUUUCAGGCUUUUGGUUGUCAGAAAUGGACGUAAAGAAGUGACUGGGCAAAAUUUUCGUUCAGACGGCUACGUGGCAGCUCUUCUUCUCCUUAUAUUAGAGGGGCCGACGAUCAAUUUGUUGAUCAUUCUGGCUUAAAUUCAGAGUUUGCCUUCUCUUAGAUGGGUUGCCGUCCAAGGCUUACGAGUCCCAUCCACCCGGGAAGCUGGGAUGUUGCACCUCAGCUAUUUUGUGGUUGGCGCAAAGAACAUUUUACAAGCAUUACAUUUUUUUCAGAUGUUGUGCGGCGAUGAGAUAAAAGGGUGGGUGAAUUUUUGUGUGGAGGUGGAUGUAUUUCAACUAUUUCUUUUCACGGAAAUGUUUGGGGAAAAAGUACCUAAAUAAAAUUCCUAACACAUAAAUAAUACGAAAUAAACAACAACUUUUAGCGUUUUACAGUACAGAAAAAUACAAAAAUACGAACAUCCUUUGAAAUUAAAAAAAAACAAAAAAAAAAAAACUAGAACCCAUACACAGUGUGUUUUAGGUGUACACACAAGACAACAUAACAUACUAAUUCCUAACCAUACAGAGUGUGUUUUAUGUCCACACAAGACAACAUAAUAUAAACCAUACACAGUGUGUUUUAUAUGUCGACAGAAGACAACAUAAUAUACUAGUGCCUAACCAUACACAGUGUGUUUUAUAUGUCGACAGAAGACAACAUAAUAUACUAGUGCCUAACCAUACACAGUGUGUUUUAUAUGUCGACAGAAGACAACAUAAUAUACUAGUGCCUAACCAUACACAGUUUUUUUUUUUACACCAGGUCCGGGUACUUUAAGAAAAAACCUGAUGGGUGCACUUGUAGCAUGAAAAUAAUAUAUGCGCGCCUUUAAACAAUAGUCACAAAGACAUUCUACGCCAUAUUGACUAAUAUAAUAUUGCAAGCCCACGCUUAAGACCAGAAAAUGUAACCCUUUUACCUGAGUUCAGCCUUCAGGCAUGGCGCUCACUGAUUCACAGCUGUUGUUUUUAUUCAUUCAUUCUUAUUAAUAUAAAACAUGUUUGGCAAGGGGGAGCCGGUUGUGAAAAGGAAGCAGCCACAGAACAAGGAUAAUAUGUAUAUAAGAGAUAGUAAAUAGGAACCCAUCUAGCUAUAGUUAAAUUAAUAAUUUAUUGUAAACAGAAACACGUCUGAGCAUAGAUAACUUAAUAAUUCAUAGUAAACAGAAACACUUCUGGCCAUAGAUAAACUGAAUCAUUUUAUAAAGAUAUAAAAAAUGAUUUGUCUUCACUUAAAAAUUAUCGUUGGAAAAUUAUUGAAUUUGUUUGUAACGUGUCGUAAUCUCAUAUGUAAGCCGAAUAAAUAACACACACGUAUUCCAUAAUAGUUUUUGAAUUUAUACAGUUAAUAGCACAUCGUGUGUGAAAUCACAGCUAAAAUAAUCUUCCAAAGUCUUGUCUACAACAACAGCUUCGUGUGACACGCCACCAAGUACAACCACCAGCACCACCAGCACUCUGCCCACUGAAACUACCUCCUCAAGUGACAAUGGUACAGACGCAACCUCUUACACAGAGCCAACGACUCAAAGAUCAGGAUUUGGAGUGAGCGGCCCAGAAAAGGGUUUCAUCCUUACAGAAAUGCUUCUCUCUAUUGUGAUAAAAGUCUUGUGAAAAAAAACAGCCUUUCUUACGAAGUCUACGACCAUUGGACAUGUUUGGUCAGCCAUGUGGUCAAGGUUGAUCAGCCAUGUUGUCAAGUUUGGUCAGCCAUGUUGUCAAGUUUGGUCAGCCAUGUUGUCAAGUUUGGUCAGCCAUGUUGGUUUUUAAGAGAUUCUUUUUUUAUUUACUUUUUUUUUUUUAUAUUUGCUUACAGUUUUAACAUUUGAAAAAUGUUUAUUAGCAAAUAAUCAAAAAAUCUAUGCUUCAUAUUUGGCUAACAAGUUUAAAAUGUAAAAAAAAAAUAUUUGGAAAUAUUCAUAACAUCUAUAUCAAAUUGUUUCAAAACAAUUUUACCAUUUUAAAUAAGUUUAUUAGGGAAUACUCAGAAAAUCUGUUUAACAUUAUUUGAUUUUAAUUUUAGAAUUUUAAAAAUAUUUAUUAGCAAAUAAUCAGAAAAUCUAUACUACAAAUUUUAACAUUUUAAAUAUGUUAAUUAGGAACGAAUCAGAAAAUCUAUACAAAAUUGUUUGUUAACAAUUUUAAAAUAAAAUUAUGAUCUAAUAAUCAGAAAAUCUACACUACAUUGUUUGCUAACAAUGUAACAAUUAAAAUAUAAAAAAAUGUUUAUUAUUAAAGAAUCAGAAAAUAUAUACCACAUUAUUUGCUUAAUGUAUUAAAAUUUAAAAAAAAAAAAUAGUUAGCAAAUAACCAGAAAAUUCAUACUAAAUUGUUUGCUAGGCAAGCUCUUUUAUCUUUUGGAAAUAAUUAAUUUUUCAAUUAAAUCAUACUGUAUAGUUUUCUAAAAAAAAAAUACAUAACCGAUUUAGCCCCCUUGGCAAUCCACUAAGCAGACGAGAUUUUGUGUUUCUUUCAAAGAAACUUUUAAUAUAACAACCGCCAUUUUCAAUUCGAGUAAAACAUUUAUUAAAUGAUAAAUACAAAGAACCUCCCCCCCCCCCCCAAAAAAAAAAAGUGCCAUUCGUUUAUUUACUUCAAAUUAAAUUUUAACAAUUCACAUAUCAAGUCAUUUUAAAUAGCAACAGUUAUAUACAUAAACAUGUUUUUUUUUUCUGAUCUUAAGUUUCCAAACAUGUGACCAUAUGAUUAUAAUUUACUAUGAGGAAGGGAGAAAUACAAUAAUAACUCAGAUUGAAAGCGGUUUAUUCCUUUCUUAAGUGUAGACGGAACUGAUCUAGGAAUGUUAAUUUUUGCAAUACAUGAAUAUUAUUAAAGCUCUUGCCCAAAAAUAACAUUUGUUUUAAAAGUAAUGCAUAUUUAUAUUUGUUGAAUUUUUCUUUUCCUUUUUACAAUUGUUAAACUUCGCCAUUAGAGUUCACUAUAAGAGUUUUUUUUUUGUUUGUUUGUUAUUAGGCACCUAAAUUUUUUUUUUUUAAAGUAGAUUUGGAAUUUUUUUUUUUUUAUAUUUCGUUACCUCUGACGGAAGUUUUUGCUUUGUAUCAUUAGAAUGUGAAAACUAUAACAUGAAAAAAGAAUUUUGUUUGCCUUUUAAUGUAGUCAGAAUAUAUAUAUAUAUAUAAAGGCGAGUACUCUGCAUGCCACUCAAAGAAAAAAGUGUUUGUGUUUAAAUUAGGUUUUUGAAGCAAUGUUUAUAUCAACAAUUUUUUUUUUCGGUAUGGUGAUUACAUGAAAAAAUAAGGAGUUUUUGGACACGUGAGCAGGCCACAUACAGCUGUCCAUGUGAGCAGGCCACAUACAGCUGUCCAUGUGAGCAGGCCACAUACAGCUGUCCAUGUGAGCAGGCCACAUACAGCUGUCCAUGUGAGCAGGCCACAUACAGCUGUCCAUGUGAGAAGGCCACAUACAGCUGUCCAUGUGAGCAGGCCACAUACAGCUGUCCAUGUGAGCAGGCCACAUACAGCUGUCCAUGUGAGCAGGCCACAUACAGCUGUCCAUGUGAGAGGCAUGGGUUUUCAAAUUUUAGUCUACACACUUGACACUUGCAGCGAUUCAUCCACCGAUGCAAUAACUAAGUUCGAAAUUAUAUUUAUAUAGCCCAUGACAUUUAAAAAAGAAAACUAAUUUAGGGAAUAUUGUAAAUUGGUUGUACUAAUUCGGAAACCAUUUUGUUGUGUCACAUAUAAAAUGAAAUUUCGCUAUUUGUAUGUAAUUCAAUUCCAUCCACCUAUGCAUUAACUGUGUUUGAA